AUGGAGACAAGGAGCAAGGUAUGUGGAUUGAGAGAGCGGUUGCUCUUACUAGAGGGUAAAGUGGGCAUUUUGAAGGAGCAGGAGCCGAGUUUCGACGCAGUUGAGGCUCUAGAUACCCUUGUAAGCAGUUAUGAGCCUUUGGAGAGGCUGGUUCUGAAACUCCAAGCAUGCGGAAUUGACCCUAUGAACGCCAACAAUCUCUCUUCUCUGAAAGGCCUCAGUGCCGAAGAUAGGGGGGAAGUGAAAAUGGAGAUUUUAGCCUCCUAUAAUACCUUUAUCGAGUGUAGCAAUCGAAUAGAAACUCUAGCGUCUCAGUAUUCAAACACUAUCGAUCAGUUUUUAGAGAGUUUCAGGAAAAUGGUACAACUCGACGGUAAGUACAGUCGUACCGCUGUGAUCACCAGAUAUGGGCAAAUAAUGAGAAGGUACGAUAUUGCCAUUAAACGGCUCACAAAAGUUCUCGAACAAUAUGCACUUCUCAAAUACAAGCAAAGCAAGUUAAUCAUGUCUAUAAAUGAAAAAGAGUGA
Molecule: messenger RNA, 528 nt
Organism: Pichia kudriavzevii
Lineage: Eukaryota; Fungi; Ascomycota; Pichiomycetes; Pichiales; Pichiaceae
Exons: 1
Coding region: 1-528 (175 amino acids)
Source: RefSeq, a predicted model, not a curated record